AUGGAACACUUACAACAAUCACCACAAGACGCAAAAACUGAGCAGUCACGGCCUACCGUUGGCUAUACCACCUCUGAUUUUCCGGUUGAUGCUGUCAAACCCAGGACGAGGUUUAACCUAUCAGACAAGCGUCCUGUAGACUUUCCAAGAAAAAAGAAUGGGUCUCAGAGGCAACGAAAUGGUCUAAGGCUAGAAGAUGAAGCGAAGCUAGAGGGGGAACAGCCAUCAUCAUGGCUUUGCUUUGCCCCUGACAUGACGUCUAGUGGUGAGAGAACCGCCCCAGCAGCAGUAGCAUCACAACAACAAAAAGCUGCCGAGAGAUUUUCAAAACGUAAUGUUAGAAGAGGAAAAGAUUCUGCGUCAAUUCCCCAGUCUAAUUUGUUGUUCGAUGACAAUACUGCUGGUGAUGACUACAAUAUUUCUGAUGAUGAUGAUAUGUCAGGGAUUGUAUCUGCUCUUACUACCAAGACUCCUGUUGCCGGCAAUCGGGGCAAGAAGCUGGAUCUAUUCCAACCGAUCUAUGACCGAAUGGGGAUAUAUUCGAAAAAGGACAAGGAGGGGCUCCGGGAUGCCAUUGCUGAUCUUUUGUUCAUUGUGCGAUGA
Cylindrotheca closterium is the source of this 603-nucleotide messenger RNA. NCBI's taxonomy places the organism in Eukaryota, Bacillariophyta, Bacillariophyceae, Bacillariales, Bacillariaceae. The record is from the annotation of a GenBank genome assembly.